Molecule: messenger RNA, 1878 nt
Organism: Funneliformis geosporum
Lineage: Eukaryota; Fungi; Glomeromycota; Glomeromycetes; Glomerales; Glomeraceae
Source: the annotation of a GenBank genome assembly
AUGGAGGGAGAGUAUAUACUGGAUGAGAUUGAAGGCAAAGCGGCAGAGUCGGUCACCACAAUUUCUGAGACCAUUCCGCAACUUGUUCGUUCCAAUAAGGUCUUAAGUCCCGGUCGUUUGAAGUUGACUCCUGAUCCAAUAUCGCUGAUGAUUCAUCAAAAAAUGGAACCUGAAGCCUUCGUUAAUUUGCUACUUGAUCAUGUCGAGUCAAAAGCUGUAAUUUCAACAGAAUAUAACUAUUUACAUUUGCAUACUUGGGAGGUCGCGCCUGAAAUUGCCGCUAGGCUUCCAAGUACAUAUAAGUCAUAUCAAAACAUCCUUUUGACUUAUAUUUGUUCAAAUAAUAUUGUGCCUGACGGUGACUUAACGUUCAAUGGAAAUUUUCUUGCUCAUGUUUUAGCAAAAAGAUUACGCGAAUCGGCAAAUCCCAAAACAUACACAUCGAUAUUGAAAUUUUUCAAUACAUUCGAGUUUCCGAAAAACUUUUGUCGACCAAGUCUUGAGCUGUUGAUAAUACAAGUUUUUGAUGAUAGUGAAAUACCGGGACAAACAAUUCAGUGGUUACUAUCAUUUAUAAGAGAUCAGGCUGGAUGGCUAUAUUCAAUUAAUUACGAAGAAGUCGACGUAGAUGCUGCGGAAAUUCAAAGAAUUAAAAAUUUUCGUGCUUUUCUUUCUGAAAAAUUUUGCAAGAUAUCGAAAACUUUGUUAUAUGAAGAUCUUGAGCUCUUACGAAUGGUACAAGGAUUUUCCAAGGUUAACGAUAUUAAAGUAAAACCAGAUGUUACUAAUGAAGAAAUACUUAUUUCUCAUAGAUUACAUGCAUGUCAAAAUAUUUUAGAUAUUGUUACGCUUCAUCCAAGUGAAUAUCGAAUACUUCAAUCGGACCUUCAUAAAGUUAUUUCACGUCAAGAGAUCACAAAAUUACGCCCGCUUCAUAUUAUGUAUGCUGAAUUUCCCUGCCAAAUCGAUCUUCUGUUAAAUCAAUUAAGAUUUGAACAAUUGAUAACAUUCCAGGAAAUUGAUUCGUUGAAAUUGAAGCCUUUUCUGGCAACUUUAAUGUAUAAUAAUAUCGUGAACGAAUAUUUGGAUCGUCUUGAGCUUUUAGAGUUAGAGCUUGCACAAAAUCUCAAAAACAAUCAGGAUAUUUCAGAUUAUCAAUACUCUGAUGUUUUCAAUCUAUCACCUAAACAUCAAACCGAAUGGAAUCCUAUUUAUGAAACCUUUUUAACCUUAAAAAGAGAUGAAAUCGUUCUUUUACUAUUGGAUAUUGCUGAAUUCGCUAUGAAUGUCCCGUUCAGGUUUAUGAUGAGAGUGAUUCUUACUCUGUCGUUAUUGCACAGAUUAUGCAGAGAAAAAUAUCACAAUUUCUUAAAUGAUUCCAAUUUAUCGAACAAGGAUGAUUUUAAAGAAAUUAACCGAAUAAUACUUGAUAUUUGGUUGUCAUCAUUUUCUCGACUUCGAAUUUCAAGAUUUUCUUUCUCUCAUCAAACCAAUUCAUCUGUAGUGCUAAAAAAUUUACAAACUCUUACAACGCUAUUUAUUUUUACUUUUUACGCGUCAUCACACUUAAUUUGGUUUCAAUAUUGUUCUACUUCAGCAUUUCCUGAUACAGAAGAAAAUGUGUUUAGAUCAACUUUGACUUUAUUCAUAGAGAAUCUUAGUAAAAUAUUUAAAAUUGUAUUAGAUAAUGACCUUGGAGAAGAAAGAAAAAGUAUUGAAGCAUUAAUUCAUAUAAUAUUUGAUAAAUUAGGAUUUGAGAUACCUUUAGAAGCAAUUCUUAAAGAAACAAAACAUUUGUUAGAGGUAGUUGAAAAAGAUGUAUAUUGUGAUUUAUUGGAAAUACGUAUACGCAAUGCUAUUCAAGAAAAAUCAAAGUAA